CUGCUCUCCGCUCCCUGAUUGGCUGCCCGUUGUUUCCGGGGCUCCGCUGUGCGCUCACUGACGUUUCUCGGUGUGAGCCCCCGAGACAGACUGGAGAGAAUGGCUGCCAGUGGAGAGGUAGGGAAGCUGUCACAAGUACAAAAUGGGACACCUCCAACAACUAAUUAUAACGGGGUAGAUGCUGUUCAUGCCUGUAACGUCCUUCAGCAGCUCAAAGCCUUGUUCGAUGAAGCACAGCUCACAGACAUUGUUGUAGAAGUGGACCAUGGCAAGACUUUCUCAUGUCACCGAAAUGUCCUUGCAGCAAUCAGCCCAUAUUUUAGGUCCAUGUUCACCAGUGGCCUUACAGAGAGCAGCCAGCGUGAGGUCAGAAUCGUCGGGGUGGAAUCUGAAUCCAUGCACCUUGUCCUGGACUAUGCCUACACAUCCAGGGUCACACUCUCGGAGUCCAAUGUACAGGCCCUGUUCACCGCAGCCAGCAUUUUCCAGAUUCCUGCACUUCAGGACCAGUGUGCCCAGUUCAUGAUUAGCCGGCUAGACCCACAGAACUGUAUCGGGGUCUACAUGUUUGCUGAUGCUUAUGGGCACCAGGAGCUGAGGGACAGCUCGCAAGACUACAUCCGCAAGAAGUUCCUGUGUGUGUCGUGGGAGCAAGAAUUCCUCCAGAUGACCAAGGAGCAACUGGUCAGUAUUUUGAACAAUGACGACCUCAACGUGGAAAAGGAAGAGCAUGUCUAUGAGAGCAUUGUCCGCUGGCUAGAGCAUGAUCUGUCUGGUCGUGAGGCCCACCUAGCCGAGGUUUUUUCCCAGUGCAUCCGUCUACCCUUGCUGGAGGAGGCCUUUCUCAGUGGGAUACCUGCCCCCUUUGCCUGUGCCCUGUCCCUGUCUAAAGACCAUGCUGAGGCCAAAGCCCGCCUCACCGGCACCAAUGGUUGCCCACAGCGCCUGGGUAUGACCGCUUCUGAGAUGGUCAUCUGCUUCGAUGCUGCUCACAAACACUCAGGGAAGAAGCAGACGGUGCCUUGUCUUGACACAGCCACAGGAAGGGUGUUCAAGCUCUGCAAACCACCCAAUGAUCUCCGGGAGGUCGGUAUCUUGGUGUCCUCUGAGAACGACAUCUACAUCGCUGGCGGUUACCGGCCAAGCAACAGUGAGGUGUCUAUAGACCAUAGAGCAGAGAGUGACUUCUGGCAGUACGAACAUGCAGGCAACCGUUGGCUUACACGUGCACCUCUACUGCGAGCGAGGAUAGGCUGCAGGCUUGUGCACUGUUGUGGGAAGCUUUAUGCACUGGGAGGCCGAGUCUACGAAGGCGAUGGGCGGAACGCGUUAAAGUCAGUAGAGUACUAUGAUGCCAGGGACAACUGUUGGACAGCAGUCAACCCCAUGCCAGUUGCCAUGGAGUUUCAUUCUGCUGUGGAGUACAAAGAUCGAAUUUAUGUCCUCCAAGGUGAAUAUUUCUUCUGCUUUGAUCCGCGUAAGGACUACUGGAGUCAUCUGGCCCCUAUGAGUGUCCCUCGGAGUCAAGGUCUGGCUGCCUUGUACAAGAACUGCAUCUACUACAUCGCUGGCAUCUGCAGGAACCACCAGCGCACCUUCACCCUGGAGGUCUACGACAUAGAGAAGAACACUUGGAGCCGCAAGCGAGAUCUCCCCUUUGACCAAGCCACAAGUCCGUACAUCAAGGCCAUGCUGCUUCAAGGAAAGCUGCACCUGUUUGUGCGAGCCACACAGGUCAUGGUGGAGGAGCACGUGUUUCGCACCAGCCGAAAGAACUCCCUUUACCAGUACGACGACAAGGCAGACGUAUGGACCAAAAUCUACGAGACACCAGACCGCCUCUGGGAUUUGGGUCGCCAUUUUGAAUGUGUGGUGGCCAAACUUUACCCACAAUGUCUCCAGAAAGUGCUUUGAGGUAGCUCAUUUUUUGCGAACCUAAUCUGUGAGGCAGAUGGAGUGGUGUGAUCCUGCCUGCCUUGUGCCUGGUGUUACCUUGGGUUUGCACCACAAGGAUCAUUUUUGGUUAAAGUCUUAAGUCGUUCAAACUUUGGUUUAACAUGAUCAAAAUGGGGGUGCUUUUAAAGAUUGCAGUAUUUUUUUCCCCCAGACGGCACCAACUACCCACACCAAUGCUCGUUUAACAAAACCGUACAAUGAAUCAUAAGUGCAAUUAUCCUAUUUUCUUAUUUUUUUCCCGCUUCUUGUUGAGCCAUGUUGUUGUGUUUUUGUUUUAGAUACAUAUAUAGGCAACGAUUUUUACAAAUGAUAAGCAUGCAAAUGAGGGUGUUGGCAAAAUAAAAGUGCCCUCUGGUGAUAUGGAUGCUACGUGUCAGCAUAGAGUGAAAAUCUAUAUAUAUAAAUAAUUAUAUAAACUAUAUACAUACGGGUAAGAUGAGUACCGUAGCUCAUUAGUAGGUUGUUGGCUCUGAGGUUUGUGUGUUUUUUUUUAUUUUCGUUCAGUGCUCAAGUCUCUCUUUAGCUUAUUUUAUAGAUAAGUUUAAAUUUGAAGUGUGCUUGUGAUUUACAUUACCUUAGUGUUUUUGAAGCUUGAAUAAUAUUUUUAUGGCCCUCUCUUCCUUCACAAACGUCAGUGUGUCAAACAAUACACUAUGUGUGGCUUCCAUGCUAUUUUUCUUUUUAACUUUGAGAUUCCAGUUGCAUGGGGGCUCCUAACUCCCACUCUUUUGAGUUGGAAUCCAUUUUGUGUCACAUGCAAAGACAGCUUAAGUGAAAUGCUAGAGUACACGUUCUCCACAUUGGAGAAAUAUGGACGGAGUCAAAAUUGUGACAACACUAAGUGGAACAUUCAGACCAACUAACAGGCUUACCUCAGACACUUCAGAGAUCUUUGAUUAGGAGAAAAGGGACAUUUCAGGCCGUCAUGUUGACAAAGCUACUGUGUGAAAGGCUUUGUUCAGCAUUGAGCUCCGUUAAGGUUGUUUUUCGACAUUGUAUUACACAGGGUUGAAAGAGCCUUCCUCUUAAAUGCCAAAAAAAGCAUUUGAGGUCUUGUUAUCAUUGAUCUGGACAUUGAAAAUCAUUUUGUGGUAGCAAUAACUCAUGGAACUGUGAUUAGGCUGUAUUAUGUUAUAUUACCUUAGUAAAAGUGCAUUAAUUGUUUUGUCUGUCUGCUAGUGAAAAUCACCUAGGUUCCAAUAAUGAUUGUUUGGCUGUUGCAUGGCUGCAGGCUUGAAGUGAUGUGUAAUUUAGUGCAGAUCAUUUGGGAUGCCAAUGUGCCUGUGGCUAGAAAAGUGGCAUCAGAAUCAAACGGGGAAAAAAAACUACCUUCUGAUGAAGAGCAUCUGAAAAGUCUUACUCAGCGUUGCACUGAAUCACUCUCCACUUCAGCGGUCCUUAAACUGCAAACUUUACCAAGCACCCUCAAGCAGACUAUAAACAAGCGAGGGUGGCCCCGGUUGUGUGCUAAUUUAUCUACCGGCCAUGAAUCUGUCUUUACACGCCAUCACACAGAGGACACAAACUGUUGGUGCUGCUUUUUUUUUGUUGACAAUCUUGUAUAGAAGAAGUAAUACCACCACUGAGGGGGGUUCCCUGUCAAAGUGUGACAUUUUCAGUGCCGUCAAUUUCCUCAUGCAGGUUCCUGUGUCAUCUUUGCACUACACAUUUCCCUUGUAUUUUAUCUUGACAGAGUGCCCCUCUAUUACAAAAGAAAGGUUUCAGCGACCGCAUAGCAAUCAUCUUAAGAGAUUUACAUGGAAAUUAAUACUAGAAGAGUCGCAUCCAGGAAGGACUUGAGGAUAUAACUUCUCCAAGAGAAGAUUCACUGUUGACUGACUUUGAGCCGACUCUUAAUCGUCCCAGCUUGAAUGAUCCUCAUCAAGGGCGAGGGACGGUUUGAGCUUCAUCCACAUGUCCACAGACGGCCAUUUGUGAACCAGGAACGGAGAACUCUCAGGAUUUCUACUGAUACACAGUACUGUAUUUAAAUGUUUUUGUUAUGUGUAAUAUACUGUACUAUAGGUUUGCUGUACUUGCACAGUUUUUUAAACUUCAGUUUCUUUUAUAACUUGAAAAAAAAUAGAUGUGAUUUUCUUUUUGUUGUCUCCAGUGGCUGUUUUUUUUUUCUUGUGUAAUUACCUAUUUAGUUAUGGUAGAGUAACCCUGCUCUGUUGAGAGAAAAAAAAAGAUGAUCGACAUGAGUUAUACAUUUUUGAUUUUCCUUAUUUUUCCUCCCCUAUCUAUAGUACAGUAGUAUUUCUUUGUAACAUCUCACCGAAACUUAAGCAUUACAGAUCAAAUAAUAAUAUUGUUAGGUCAUGUUUCAAACACCAGUCAUGUGAUACAACAAGCUACAAAAUAAAACUAUUUGUUCAAGAGUUGGUGGCCUUGGGGCUACGAUACUUAGCUUCUUCUGGUCAACUACACGCAUCGCCUAUGGGUGCUAUUCCAUUGUGUUCGUCAUGCAUUUCUCUCCUCACUUUUUACUUUGCUGGUUUUGUCUGUUUUUGGGGUUUCGGGUUGUUGUGGUUGAGCUCAACUGUGAAAUUCACAUUGCACAUAAUUUGAAAAAUAAAACUGUUAAAAGUG
Molecule: messenger RNA, 4548 nt
Organism: Hippoglossus stenolepis (Pacific halibut)
Lineage: Eukaryota; Metazoa; Chordata; Actinopteri; Pleuronectiformes; Pleuronectidae
Gene: kbtbd8
Product: kelch repeat and BTB (POZ) domain containing 8
Exons: 5
Coding region: 100-1914 (604 amino acids)
Molecular function (GO): protein binding
Source: RefSeq, a predicted model, not a curated record